This is a messenger RNA of Abrus precatorius (Indian licorice), 1289 nucleotides long. Its product is annotated as probable serine/threonine-protein kinase WNK11. The coding region runs from base 106 to 1014 and encodes 302 amino acids. The record is from RefSeq and is a predicted model, not a curated record. Gene Ontology annotation, molecular function: ATP binding; protein serine/threonine kinase activity. The transcript is spliced from 3 exons. Lineage: Eukaryota; Viridiplantae; Streptophyta; Magnoliopsida; Fabales; Fabaceae. Gene Ontology annotation, biological process: intracellular signal transduction; protein phosphorylation. Gene Ontology annotation, cellular component: cytoplasm.
CAUUUUAUUUCUUUUUCAGUUAGGAGUUUCGUCAGCUUCUCUCUUCUGCCGAAAGUUGCAAACUUGUGUUUUCUGUCCUUAAGGGUCAAGCAAUCGGUGUUCUUCAUGAUGCCGAGUGUUAACCCUGACCCAUCUGACAAAGAUUCUGAGCCAUUUGUCGAAACCGACCCAACUGGGAGAUAUGGUAGAUACAGCGAGUUACUUGGAUGUGGUGCUGUGAAAAAAGUGUACCGUGCAUUUGACCAAGAGGAAGGAAUAGAGGUGGCUUGGAACCAAGUGAAGCUCAGAAACUUCUGUGAUGAUCCUGCCAUGGUGGAUAGGCUUUACUCUGAAGUAAGGUUGCUCAGAAGCUUGACCAACAGAAACAUCAUUGCCCUUUACAGUGUGUGGAGGGAUGAGCAACGUAACACUCUCAAUUUCAUCACAGAGGUUUGUACAAGUGGGAAUUUGAGGGAGUACAGAAAAAAGCACAAGCAUGUUUCCAUGAAGGCCCUCAAGAAGUGGUCUAAGCAGAUUUUGAAAGGGUUGAAUUAUUUGCAUACUCAUGAGCCAUGCAUCAUUCACAGAGAUCUCAAUUGUAGCAAUGUGUUUGUCAAUGGGAAUAUUGGCCAGGUUAAGAUUGGUGACUUGGGUCUGGCGGCAAUUGUGGGCAAGAAUCAUUGCGCACACUCAAUUCUUGGUACACCAGAAUUUAUGGCUCCAGAGUUAUACGAUGAAGACUACACAGAAUUGGUGGAUAUAUACUCAUUUGGGAUGUGUGUGUUAGAGAUGGUGACACUAGAGAUUCCUUAUAGUGAAUGUGACAACGUUGCAAAGAUAUACAAGAAAGUGUCUUCUGGAGUUAGACCUGCUGCAUUGAACAAGGUCAAAGAUUCAGAGGUGAAGGCCUUCAUUGAGAAGUGCCUUGCUCAGCCAAGGGCUAGACCUUCUGCUUCUGAGCUUCUCAAAGAUCCUUUUUUUGAUGAGAUUGUUGAUGAUGAUGACGAAAAUGAUGACUGUUCUUGUUCAUACUAAUAUUGUCCUUACUGUGACAUAAUAUGUUGAUGUGUUGGUUUUUUAAUUUGAUUUAUAUACUUGUUAAAGUUUAUAUGUCAAUUUGGGGCAGGUUACAGCAUGUUCUUGUUUUGAUUUUUCCCCUUUGGCUAGCUGUGAAAUUGGAUAAGGGUUGAAUAAUAUGGUAAAGAUGGGGUAGCCUGGCCCUGGGGAGGGCUUGAGUGGGGAUGGUGUCAUUCUGUACAUAGGAAUUUUUCCAGACGAGUUGUGAAACAUUUAUUGAAUGAUCAUUUGAC